GCCCUUCCUAAGCCAUCUCUGUCGUGGGAGCACAAUUGACACCUUCUGUGAGCAGCAGACCAAAGAGAUCACACAGGAAAGGAAGGCUAAAGGUCAGUGACGAAUCAGGCAACAUUCAUUACGCUGUUGAGGCUUCUGAAGUAGAGACUUUCCAGUAAAGGAGACAGGCCUCAGGCCAAAUCAUGUAAAAAUAAAGCAUUGUGCUGGCAAAGCCGAGGGCUAGUUUCCCCUCAGAGGAGAAAGGGGCAGUGCCUAAUAAGAGGAUUUUCUUGGUAUGGUUUGUUUAUUUACAGAAGGUACAAAUGCCCCUGCCCAGGACUUAGCAGCUAUUCUUCAGCCUCUCUGAUGAACUGGCAACAUACUAGCUAAUUAGUGACCUCAGUUGGAUGUAAUGGGGCAUAAUUAGAAACCAAGCCCAGCUGUGGUGGUGAAGCUGGCAGAGCACUACUUCACUAGGGCUGGGGACUCAGCAGAGGAGGAAGAUCGUGGAGAAAGGAACAAAGCAGGUUCUCCUCUGGGAACAGCCUGAGGAAGUCAAGUGGAGAGACCCACCUCGGGCAGAAUCGGCUCCUGAGGGGUAGCCCUGAGAGAAGCCCUACAUCAGGGAAGAGAAGAGAGGCCCAGAAAGGGUAGGAAACCAGUUCGUGUGGAAUUUUGGACUCCCAACUGGGAAAAAGCCUGGGAAGUCAGUGCCUUGAUGAGAGUGAGGAGAAAUGAGAGAAGCCCAGGAGGGUUAAAGGACCUUUUGUGAAUAUCAGCUGGGACGCUGAGUACCCCAGAAGUGGAGUGAACCGUUGUGUGACUCUGCUGGAGGAGAACACUCUGAGGGAGGAGUAAGCAGCAUCGACAAGGGAGCCGCGGCAGUCGACUCGCAGCCGUGAGGACGGCCAGCUAAUUCUCAUUCAUAACUCUACUUACUGGCGUGCUCUCAUCUCUACGUGCCAUGGCUGGGGAGGUUGUCUAUGCUGAUUUAAAUAUCCCGGGAGCCUGCUUACCUCGUUCAUCUCAACCCCACAAUUUCCAUCAGUGUCCACACUGGCAUCAACUUGUCUUAAAGAUCGGAGCGGCUGGGUACGUUGUCCUGCUGAUGACAAUCAUAGUGCUGAGUGUUUGGGUUUUUCAGGGCUCCUCAGGGAGUGGACUGGCCGCUGAAGGUGAGGCGGCCCCCGAGAGACCCAGAAAUGAAAGUAAAUGCAUCGCCAGCCUGGAGAAAUUGUCUUAUCUGAAACAGCACCUGUGUGACCCACCCCAAAGCAGCUCAACAGAGGGCUCCAGGUGUGUACUUUGCCCCAGGUACUGGCUGCCAUACAAGGGAAAAUGUUACUGGGUGUCUAAAGAAACUAGAAUGUGGAACAGCAGCCAUGAGGACUGCAUAACAAAGAGGUCUCAUUUACUGGUGACCCAGGACCAGGAGGAGAUGGAUUACAUACAGACAAUCACAUCCGAGAAAAAUUCUGUUUGGAUCGGAUUAAACUUUAAAUCUCCUGAGAGGACAUGGAUUUGGGUAGACGGCUCCUCCUUCAAUGAAAACCUGUUCCCCAGAGUAGGGAGGCCCAGUGAAAGAGACUGCGGGGUGUUAAAAAGAAACCAGAUUGCGUCGGAAACCUGCAGCGCUGAAUUAAAAUGGAUUUGCCAGAAAGAUGCGCUCCUGAUAUAAGCAAGGCUGGUCCAAAUCUGUUGUUGGUGCAAUUGACGGAGAAAAGGCCUUCUGUCUUGGUCUGUCCUGUGAAGAUUAUCGCAAGGGCUGUGUAACUUCCUUUGUUCCAUGGUUUGAAACAUCUGGGGUCGGAUCCUCAGCUGACGUAUAUCAGCAGGGCCUCGUUGAAGUCAGCAGACCUGGGGACCAGUUUACAUGAGAUGGGGGUGAUGCACCAUGGUUAAUUCACUGCUCUGGCUGCGUGGUCUCAUGUUGUGCUAAGAGUCUUUUCCCCAGUUCCAUCUCGCUGUGAGAUUCACUGUGGGGACUGGACAUUAAGCAACUCCCUUGAAGGCUGUCACGGCUUCCAAAAACCGCGGAUAGCAGGAAGGAGCCCUGCUGCCAACCUGGGGCUGCCAGGUUUUUUAAGCACGGUCCUCACUAAUUGCCUCCCUGCUGUUUAUGGCACUCACUCUCUACAGGUGUGUUCAACUCAGACCCCGAUCCCGCAGCACUCUAAAAAAAUGUAUUGUCUGAAGAUGUCAGUUCAAUUCAAUGGUCUGUCUAGCCGGGAUCCUCUCUGACAGCAGCCACUGAUUCCUUUUUCUGGGGCAAUCUCCUGGAGCCGUGAUUUUAAAACUGUGUGUCAUAACUAGAAAGGGAAGGGAACAACUCUCCUGUGUACAAUACUACAAAAUCCCUCCUGGCCAGAGACACCAAAAUUCUUUUACCUGUAAAGGG
Gopherus evgoodei (Goodes thornscrub tortoise) is the source of this 2377-nucleotide messenger RNA. RefSeq names its product killer cell lectin-like receptor subfamily F member 1. Lineage: Eukaryota; Metazoa; Chordata; Testudines; Testudinidae. Bases 944 to 1657 code for a protein of 237 amino acids. The record is from RefSeq and is a predicted model, not a curated record. The transcript has 8 exons.